Marchantia polymorpha subsp. ruderalis is the source of this 4261-nucleotide messenger RNA. The record is from the annotation of a GenBank genome assembly. NCBI's taxonomy places the organism in Eukaryota, Viridiplantae, Streptophyta, Marchantiopsida, Marchantiales, Marchantiaceae.
GAAACAACGAGAUAUUCACAUAGUGGGCCAUACCUGUUGAACUCCAUAGCCAGGCAAUGAAAAACAGCCAGCUGCACUGAGCAUGAGCAGUACUACGAUGUACAGGGUCUGAGAAUGUGAGCUGACGCUCAGAGCUUGGAGGUCAAAAUUGAAACCAGGGAACAGAAGAGGUUUGAGAAUUUUCUCAGCAGCAGAAACAAGAAACUGAGUCCUGGACUGACCACACCGCAAGCAACGAGAGGGGACAGAGAAAAUUGUCAGCCACACUUUGCUUCGGCACUGCAGAGGACCCGAGUGUCAAAUCCAUAUAUGACCUCGAGUCGGAAUUAGCAUCCCCCGAAACUCAUCAUCUUCUUGCUCUUCUCGCUGUGACUGACGCCCCUCUCUGAUUUUCUCUUGAAUGAAGAGAGAGGGAAACGAGUUCAUCCAACAGAAGUGCGUGGAUACAAUGACUCCAACACCCUUCGCUGACUAAUUGAAACCUCAUCGACCGAUCAGUAAAUGCCUCGUAUCUUCUUCCUCGUAACCUUCUGCUUCCGGAGACGAGCUUUCACUCCAACCUUAUCUCACCGAUGAUACCAACCAAGCUUCUCAAGGGAGGACAGUCCCUCUACUUCGAUGCAGAAGCAAAUGGACUCCAUCAAUCUCAGAACUUGUGGGCGUUCGUGGUUCUCAGCGCUCGGAGGAGAUCGUCUGUGCCUCCUACAACUCCCGAAUCUUGCCAUUCUUCAGCUAUGGCAGGUUGUUAAAUUUGUAUGCAUUCCUGGUUUUCUCCAUGGAGCUUGCAUGUCAGUUCAUGUCAUCGACUCUACAAUGGACAAUGAAUGGUCGGAUGAGUCCAGUUGAAGGAAGCAAUCGGGAGCAAGGACUGCUGGUGACUGAUUGCUGCUGCUGGUUUCAGAAGCAAGGUUUGCAGGCCUCGAGUGAGUGCCGUGUGGUCGAUUCCUUGGCCGCUGGCAAAGCGAUGAUUAUUAUAAGCUUGAACAAUUCGUACCUGUCCUAAGCACGAUUAGGCAGAUCCUACUUUUCCCCGACGAUUGACUUUCCGAAUUUCCCUAGCAUCAAGUGACCCCGAGUGCCACCGUGCUCUGCCAGCACGGUGCGCCGGUACAGGUCGCUCCAAUGACGAUGAAGCCCACACAUUCACAUUCCAGUCUGCAUCGGAUCUUCUUCGAAAGAAGACGAGGCAAUGGUCCCCCGGUUGACGAAUUCCGUAAGGGGCCCGGCUCUCGCCCUCGAGCAGCACGAGCAGCAGCAGCAGAACGUGUUGCGAACUGUCAGUCUGAAGAAAAAGACUUCUCCGCCGCUCGGCGAACGCGACCUUCCCCGCACGCGAUUGGAUUUCAUCCUAUCCUGCAAUCGAUCGAUAGUCCGGGUCGACCUGUGGACUCUGCCGCGUGCGCUGCGAUGGUCAACAAAAGCGCGAAAGAGGGAGGGAGAGAGAGAGAGAGAGAGGAGCAGAGCUGACGGCAGAGGAGACCCGGACAGAGAAGCACACGGUCCAAUUCGCCGUGCCCUAUUGCACAUGCGAUUCUGCAAACUGAACGAGCAUCCACUCUAAAGAUGCACGAGGAGGACGGCGGAGGCAGGGGCGAGAGAGGAGCGAUGGUGCUUCAAGAACCCCGUGGCGGACCGAUCGGCAGAUGUUGAUGCGAGUCGAAGCCCGAGGAAGCGCGAAGGCGAGCGAGAGCGAGAAGGAGGUCGAGAAGAGAAGGAGCGAGUUUAUGCCGCGGGGAGGCCUCAAUUUCUGCAGCCGGAUCGCGACAUUUCAGGCCUCUGGUCUGAUGCUGAUGCCGAGUUGACUUGUUUAUUAUAAAAUAUUUGUGAGUAAUCGCCCGUGUGAUGGUGAUGCUCUGUUCUUCUGCUAGUUGUUGAUCGACCGUGUUUGCGCGAGAAGGCUCGGAGGCGAAACAGGGCUGCGAGUCAACCGCGUUGGACUGAGGCGGAGAAAACCUCGUGCAUCGAGCGAGGAAGAAAUAACGGAAGCGGAUCUGUCUGUCUGUCAGCCCGAGCUCGGACGGGUGGAAGAAAUGGAGGAAUCGACAGGAGGCAGCAGGAACAUGGUAGCGAAUGGCUUCAAGGACGAGGAAGAGGAGGACGAGGAAUUAUCGUCGGAAUUGAUAUUUCUAGGAUCAGGGUCGUCGACGGGAGUGCCGAGCCCCCUUUGUCUGCUGAGGCCCGCCGAUCCACCAUGUCACGUCUGCCACAGCGCCAUGGAGGGGCCUCCGGAAAUCAACAAGAAUUAUCGGUGCAAUCCAUCGCUGUUGAUCAACUAUAAGCACGAGGACGGGAGCCGCAGAUACAUUCAGAUAGACGCCGGGAAGAAUUUCAAGGAGCAAGUGCUGCGGUGGUUCUUGAUCCACAAGGUGCCGAGGUUGGACGCGCUGCUGCUGACGCACGAGCACGCCGACGCCAUGCUAGGGCUGGACGACAUCCGAGGCGUGCAGAACUACAACUCCAUGAACGACAUCGCGGCCAUGCCCGUCUUCGUCUCGCAGCACACCAUGGACAGCGUAAAUGCCAAAUUCCCGUAUCUGGUCGAGAAGACGCUCAAGGAGGGCCAGGAGGUUCGCAGGGUGGCGCAGCUUGACUGGCGCGUCAUCGACACCUCGUGCUCCGCCCUCUUCGAUGCCGUGGGGCUGGAAAUCACGCCCCUGCCUGUGAUGCACGGGGAGGAUUACCUGAGUCUAGGGUUUCUGUUCGGCAAGAAGCACCGAGUCGCCUACAUUUCGGAUGUGUCUCGCAUUCCCGAGACCACCGAGCAGGUGAUUUCAGCUGCUGGAGAUUUGGGCCCCGUCGACAUCCUCAUCCUCGAUAGUCUGUACAAAUCCGGACCUCACAAUACCCAUUUCUGCUACGAGGACAGCUUAGCAGCAGUGAAAAGACUGCGGCCUAGAAGAGCUUUCUUCGUGGGCAUGACGCACGAGUUCGAGCACGAGAGGGACAAUGCAGAGCUCGCCGAGUGGUCUCAACGAGAGGGCAUCGAGGUCCAAUUAGCUUACGACGGCAUGAGGAUACCAGUUUGCCUUGGAUGAGGUUUCUGCUGUGGCUUCUUCAGCAGAAUUAGGAAGAUUAAGUUAUGGGAUUGAUUCACAUUUGGGUGCCUUGCUCUGCUCGAGUGGCUCGUAGCUCUUAGUGGCUUGGUGGAGGUGUCCGUGUUGUUGUAUACCAUAUUUUUUAUUGACAGUCACCGAGUUCAGAAAUUUGAGAAGCAAGGCACCAUGAAAUGAAAAUUCGCUCGCCCAAGCUUCGAUCGAAGCCUGAGAAAGUAUAACAAUGACGAGAGAAAAUUUGCCAAUUCCGUCCAGUGUUGGGUCUGUCUAGUGCUGCUAGAGCCUCGAUUUCCAAGAUUUUCCUUCUCGAGAAUUCCUCUAUUUUGGUACGCGAGGUGGAAAACCUCCGUCCGUGUCCUGGAAAGUUGAUACUCUGGCCACCGAGAAGCCUCGAGAGCUUGAGUCCAUGGAGCACGCCAUUCGAGAUGCAUGUGCAGGCUGAGAUCUCAGAUUCUGGACCCCCAAGCUUUUCCAAACAAGGAAACAUCAAAUCUUACGUGUUGAAUGGCCCUCAGAGUAAUUGUGCUUUCGCAUACUCUUAGACCAUGUUGCUGCAGAUACUACAGACCUACGGACAGACUCCGACACACGACGGUCCUGAGCUCAUGUCCUCUUGAGAGGUCAUGCUCAGGUGAUGAUGGUUCUUAAUACAUUUUUAGACUUUACCAGCAGGUGUACAUCUCUCUUUCACAUUGUGAUGCGACUAGGACUAGUCACAUCUAACUCUUCUAGGGGUCUAGUUUUCUUCUCGCUACUUAUUUAUUAGUUUCGACUUGACCAAGGCUGGACAUUUUGACAUUCUGACCUGUUAAACCACCAACACGGUUAACUUGUAGUGUGCUAGCGUAAACAAAGUACAGGAUGCCGAAUUCAGAUCCGGCCUACCACAAAUGGGUCUCGACCUGGUAACAGAAGCACCGCUUAAAAAAGGACUGUCCUGGUGACAUGCUCGCCUUAUUUCGUAGAUUGGGUUCCGAUUAUAGAAGAAUAGAUUCACAUGCGGUUGUCUGCGCACCUAAAGAGAAUGUUUCACUUUCCGCACCAAUCAUAGCUUUACAUCCAAUUCGGGCAUGUGCUCGGCUUGCAACAGCUGCAUUUGGCGAGGUGUCGAGGCCAUUAUUAUUAGCUUUUGAGAGUCAAAUCCACGCUGGAUAAUCCAAUGACGUUUGCCUUAAUAAUGAGAUCUUCCCUCCACUGCGGUUGGCCGA